GAUUCGGUUUGAACACCCCUACCUUUGACCAUAGCAAAUAACAUGUGUGCCUAUUUUUCAAUUUUAAGUUUCGCAGAGAUCAUCAAAAAAUUAGUAGUUGUUUCCUAAGUUAUGGUUAUAAAGUAGGAAAAGUAGUUAACCCACAUUCGUUUUCCCAUCUGCAUGCAUUAAUUUAUUUCCCCAACUUUUCCUUUAUAUUCUCCUCUUGACUUUUAAUUUGCACCCUAUCUAUAUAUAUGUAUAUAUAUCUCAAUAGUAGAGACCAUUUAAGAAGCAAUUUACAGAACAGUAUUCAAGUAAAAUGCAGAUCUCAACGAGCACAAUAAGUGCAAUAAGUUUUGUAGCAGUGGCUCUUCUUUCAUUACAUGUCAGUGCUCAAUCGGAUUGCCAACAGGUGGUUGUUGGGUUAGCUCCGUGCCUGCAAUACAUAGAAGGGAAUGCCACGAGCCCGUCAUCAGGAUGCUGCACUCAGCUCGCCCCUAUGGUCAAGACGCAGCCUCAGUGCUUGUGUCAGGUUUUGAAUGGCGAGGGCUCAUCCUUUGGAGUCAAUGUCAAUCAGACACUUGCUUUGGCUCUUCCUAAAGCUUGUAAUGCCCACACUCCCUCUCUUAGCCUAUGUAAAGCAACUUCGCCAACUGGUUCUCCGGAAAUCUCUCCGUCCACUCCUUCAGGAGACAGAUAUUCAAGAUCUUCGCCAUGUGGAGAUUCAUCAGGAGGAUACUCAUUGAAGCUGCAGCCAUACUCUCUGUUAUUUACCCUUAGUGAAUGUACCCACUUUGUCAUAUGCCACAAUAUUCAGCUCCAUUUUAUAAACUAAAGCUCACUCAACAAAAAUACCGUCUUUAAUUUUGUCAUAAAGAGAAUCAUUGUAAGAAGGUUUUUGUCUAUCUUAGAUUUUUGCUUAUGUAAAGAUGGUUCAUCACAAAUUCGUUAGAUUGUGAUGGAUGUGUCAUCAUUUUCUUUUAGAUUUUGAUUUUCUCAUAAAUAUUGAACAAAUUAAGCACUUUUCUUUUUGAAUGUA
Messenger RNA from Nicotiana tabacum (common tobacco), 1021 nucleotides. NCBI's taxonomy places the organism in Eukaryota, Viridiplantae, Streptophyta, Magnoliopsida, Solanales, Solanaceae. The record is from RefSeq and is a predicted model, not a curated record.